AUGGCCUUGAGCCAGAGCGAUCUCGAUGACUUGGCGACCAUCGAUCUUACAGAUAGCUUCAUCGAGGCCAACCUCGGCACCAGGAGGCAGUUCGACGGAGACGCCUCGCGCACCGCCCUGCAGGAUGUGUGCGCCGCCUUUGUCCAGUCCUUCCUGAUCGAGAAGGGUGGGUGGGUAUCCUCGCUGCAUGUGUCGCUGAGGGAGUGUGUGACAGUGUUGGAGGAGAUGGAGACGGUGCUGGAGAAGUUCAUUGAGAAGCUAGAUAGAAUUCAGCACGACAUUGGAGAAGUGCGCGAGACGCUGGCGAAGACAUCCAUUGAGCUGAACAACGCGCGCGUGACGGAGCGGAUCCUCUGGACCACAAUCUCCCACCUCGUUGUACCACCGGAGCUUGUGCAGAUCGUGACGCAGUCGAAUGAUGGGGAGUUGGGGAUGCUUUUCCAGCUAACCCUGCGUGAGCUACUGAAGUACUUGAACUACCGAAAAGGUACGUGGCAGCAGCAGCAGCCAGCCCCUUCGGAGCCCCAAGGGUCCGCUGCGUCACCUAGCCCCCGUAACGGCACCGCCCCUCAGCGCACUGCUCGAGAGCUGCGCCUGCCCCUGACAGAGUUCACCAUCUACACGGAGCUGCUGAGUAUUCUCGACAGCCUGACUGUGUUUGCAUGCAUCAAGGUGCGUGACUUCCUCUCGCGCAAGCUGCAUGUGCUGACGGUACCAAACACAAAUGUGUGCAUUCAGCAGGAGAACAGUCUCAAGCAGCACGCCGUCUUUGUGCACUUCCUGCGCUCCGCCCCACCUCUGCUGCGGCACACCUAUGCCUGCGGCACGGAAGGGAGUCGGCAGCUAACGCUGGUCCCCUACCGCAUCACACGUGCAAUUUACAACGAGUUCAAGCAGCAGUACUGCUUCAUAAUGUCCUCUCUGUACCUCCGCAAAAUUCAGGGCUACAUCCUGACCCUGAACGCGAUGGAGUACAGCACCACGACAAGUGUCUCCUUCGGCUCCGUGAGCAGCAGCCUACUGAACAGCUUCACGAAGGUGCAGCCUGCUGCGCCAGAGGUUGUGUACACGCUGCCAUACGUUACCAGUGUGCAUCUCAAAGGAUUCCAUGCCGACGGCGAGGUGUUCCAGCUUGGCAAACGAGGCGAGAUCUUCGCCCGGACCUUCGCGCCGCCGCUGAUCCCGACCCUGGAGAAGGCAGCUGGUCACCGGCACUCUUACGAGGAGACGCUGCGCUCCGUGCUGCACCUCCUCAGUGACGCGGUUACGCACGAGUAUCUCUUCACGUUCGAGUUCUUUGCAGGCGACACGUCCGUCUACGUGGACGUGUUUCGGCCGACACUGCAGUUCAUCGUCGACUACGUCUCGGAAGCGGUGCUACUGCAGUCCUCGGGAGGUGUGCGGCAACUCCUGAACCAACACCCCCAUGCGAGCGUCAACCAGCACGCCAAGGAGGACAUCUACGGUUUGCUGAUGCUCAUUCGCCUCUGUCACGAGUACCGAUUUUACAUGAAGACAGUCCGAAAGCUCGCGUGCCUGGACACGUUCUUCGACUCGCUUCUGGUUCUUCUGUGGCCCAGCUUCAAGCGCACCUUUGACGCGCAGCUUGUCGCUCUCCGCUCUGCACAGAUCUCCGCGCUUGCGGCGGCCACAGCGCACCUGCACUCUGUCGCAGAGCGCAUUGCAACAGUACACCCACUUGUGCGCAACUACACCGCGCUGUCCUGCGCCUUGUUAGGCAUUGCUCUCGGAGCGGCGCUGGCCGAAGAGCGAAUGACGAUGGCACAGGGUGAAAAGGCGCACCCAGCGGAGCAGUCGAGCAGGUCGUCUUCUACGACGUCGUCCUCGUCUUCUGCAGGAUGCAUCGCGGACACCGGUGACGGUGUUGGUGGUGUCAGCGCGCGACUGGCAGCUCCGCCAAACUCACGUAGCCCGGCUGCCGAUUACCACAGAGUCGCGAGCCUCAGAGGCCCUGCCGCUUCGCUGGCCUGGGAGGAGCCAGAGCACGCGGAGUUGCGCAGGCGUGCGGUGGCGCUAAUGGAGGCGGAGGACGAGGCGGGCACAGCGGAAAGUCAGAACCGUUUCGUUGCGCUCGUAGGAAACAUCGACUUCCUGCGUGUUCAGGUGAUUCACUACGCCGAGGAAAUCGUCAAGCACAUCCUCACUCACGCUGGCUCGGCGGCCUUGUCGCAGCCCGCUGAGAGCGGCAUCGAUGCAGCGGUGAUGCGCGACGCAUAUGUAGUGAACCAACUGCAUUACAUGUGGGCUUCCGCGCAGUGCGCCGUCUUCCCUGGCGAGGAGCGCCGUGGCACCAGGCUAGCGGAGCGCUUCGACUUCACCCAGCUACGCAGCAUGUAUAACACAUAUCGUACGCGUUUGUUGGAGGAGCUGCUGGACAUGUACUUCUACGACUUCAUGAGCGUGGUGCGAAGAAGAGAGGGUCGC
Messenger RNA from Leishmania braziliensis MHOM/BR/75/M2904, 2445 nucleotides. RefSeq lists its product as hypothetical. Gene Ontology annotation, cellular component: GARP complex. Gene Ontology annotation, molecular function: syntaxin binding. Gene Ontology annotation, biological process: retrograde transport, endosome to Golgi; endocytic recycling; Golgi to vacuole transport. The transcript has a single exon. The record is from RefSeq and is a predicted model, not a curated record. The annotation marks the transcript as partial. NCBI's taxonomy places the organism in Eukaryota, Euglenozoa, Kinetoplastea, Trypanosomatida, Trypanosomatidae.